UGAAAUAUAGGUACCUCUCAAGUCUCAACCUUUUCCCAAGCUUUCAUCAAAUGGAUUUUAGUUAAAUCUCUCUGGAUUUAAAUCAACAAGUUCCAUAAUUGAGAACAGAAAUCAAGUUCUAACGAAGAAGGAACAUCCCCGAAUUCCAAAAUGAAGAGACCUAAAUCCAUUUCUUCCUUCAACUUGCUUCUUCUCCUAUCUGUAUUAAUAACCCAUCUCUGUUUCUCUCUUGUUUUCGCCGAUUCCCACUUCGAAGGAUUCGAUUCUGAAGACGACGACACUGUUGAAGAAGAACCCUUUGAUCCCCACUCUGUUAAAUCACCUCCUUUAACUCAGUCCGAGUCACAGCCUUCUCUUGAUCCUGAUCUGAACACUGUUCCUACUUCGGAUCCUUCGUCUCAAUCGGAUCUUCAAAAGCCAUCGACCACCACAUUUGAGUAUUGGGAUGAGGAUGAAUUUGAAGGUUUACCCAUCGAGCAACCACAACCGGAGCCUUCGAAAACGACUGAAAACGCUUCUCCAAAUGACCCAGAUCCUAAAACAGCUUUACGACCUGGGAAUGUUUCGGGUUCUAAAAAGUCCUUUACGGUGGAGAUUAUUUGUGGGGUUUUCUUGAUUGCUUUUAUGAUCAAUUAUUUCAUCGGUAAACGUGAAAACGAAAACAUUGCGUUGGCAUGGGCAGCGAAAUUCGCUACCAAAGGUUCAAUCUUUGAGAAAAAUUUCAGUCUUUUGGGUAUCGGGGAAGGUGAGGACUCGCCGUUGUUGUUAAAAGAAGGGCAAAACGUGUUCAAAUUCUACGCCAGUGGACGAAGGUAUUGUCAGGGAUUGUUGGCGACGAUGGAGUUGAAAAGCAGGCAUGAUUUGAUAUCGAGAUUGUUUAACUUAGUGGUUCCUUGUAAAGACGAGAUUACUUUUGAGGUUUCUAUGAAUGAAGAAGCCAUGGAUCAAGUGGUUUUUGCAUUAGCAAAGAAGAAAGCUGCUAAAGGGAUGCAAAAAGAAGUUAGAGAUCUACAGAGAUUUGCUGGGUUGGUGGCUAAUCCUAGUGGAAGGAAAUGGGUGGUGGAUGAACUAUCUGUUAUCUCUGAAUCUAAGGAAGUUGCUGGGGAUUUGAUUACAGAGACCGUGCUCGAACAGGUUUUUGGUGACAAAUCUUUUGAGAAAUAUGGAAAAGAUUUCAUUUGGAUGCAUUUUUCGGAUCAACAUCCCGACAAGCACAAGAAAAUGCUUUUGUUUAAGUUUUCCCUUCCUGAUGCCAACCACAUGGCUGACAUGACUCGCUUGGUGGCUCUUGUACCAUACUACAUCGAUUUAAUCGGGCGUUACAAGCUCAGCUCUCAGGCUCGAUCCAAAACCGAAGCUGCAAGAGUGAAGGCAGCACAAGAGGCAUACAAAGAACUUCAAAAUGCUAGGCUAGAAGCUUUGCAGAAAAAGAAAGCCGAGAGGAAAAAGAUGUUAGAGGAGGCUGAAGCAAAGCUCAGUGCGGAAGCAGUUCGCAAGAAAGAAGCAAAAGAGCGUGCACGGCAGAUGAAGAAGGCAAUGCCAAAAAUGAAGAUGACUCGUGCUUAGAUGUUUUUGGAUCAUUAAUACACACUCUCGACGCCAUUAACCGUAGUAGUUCAGGGUUGUUCUUAGCAUCUGCAGGUAAAUUGGUAUCUUUCCUGAGAAUUUAUACUAGUUUUCAGUUACCUUUAAACAAUGCUUUUUGUCGGUUUUGAGUGUACCACAGGACAAUGCAUUGCUCGAGAAACUUGAUAAUUUUUUCUUCAAUUGAUAGACAUUUCAGAGAAUUGUUUAGAAAAACCCCUAAGUAAUAAAUAUGAUUAUGUUCUGAUUAUUUCCUUAAAGAA
Messenger RNA from Gossypium raimondii (Peruvian cotton), 1847 nucleotides. RefSeq lists its product as uncharacterized. Gene Ontology annotation, cellular component: endoplasmic reticulum. Bases 151 to 1566 code for a protein of 471 amino acids. Gene Ontology annotation, molecular function: calcium ion binding. The record is from RefSeq and is a predicted model, not a curated record. The transcript has 3 exons. Gene Ontology annotation, biological process: endoplasmic reticulum calcium ion homeostasis. NCBI's taxonomy places the organism in Eukaryota, Viridiplantae, Streptophyta, Magnoliopsida, Malvales, Malvaceae.